AUGGAGGAUCACGAAAGUGUCGAAAAGGCGGCCCAAAACCAGCAAUUUCAUAUUCCGCAAGUCGUAUAUGUCUGCGCAGCGAUCGAGUUGCUAACAACACCCGGUGGCUCUCUCUGUGUUGUUUCGUAUGUUAGAUUGAUAGAGAGCGCAGUUUGUCAAAGAUAUUAUGGCGUGGGCACUUUCGUAGCAGAAGUUCUAUGCAAAGGCGACGCAGUCCAGAGUUAUAUGGCCUAUCUCAUGGGCACCAUGUCUUCUUUCUCCUCCCUGCCAACACUUUUGCUUACACUUCCGUAUGGGAUAUUGGCCGAGCACGUUGAUCGUAGAGCUAUAUUGCUGGUCAACUUUGUAUCUACUAUUAUCUCUAUACUUUAUGUCAUUGCAAUCUGUUAUUACCCCAGCAUUGAUUUGAAAUUGCUCUGGCUGUCUGGUCUUUUUGACAUCGCUGGCGGUGGUUCGUCCGUGUCGACGGUGCUCGUUCGGUCUAUGAUGGCAGAGUGUGUCCCUAGCUCUGCCUUGAGCACAUUAUUCUACAGAUUGUCUGCGAUUAGCAUGAUUGUUCGACUUGUUGGUACAUCCUUUGGAUCUUGGCUUCUGCAGAACGGUGCUGCCUCGACGAUGUUGGUUGGAACAUCAUCAAAGCAUCCUUCGCCAGACUUGGAAUACACCGUGUGCGAGCAGAGCGAGUCAAUCAAGCUGUCAACCAAAACAAUUGGAGAAUCUGGAUCUGGUUUUGAACAACACCGUCCAAAGGCUUCUGUUUUCCAUGCGUUGGUGCAGUCACUCGGAUCAUACAAGCGACUCAUCCUUCAUAGCAAACCCUUUGUCAUGUGCCUAGCAAUCAUGUUUAUCAACACCGUGGCUCUUGAUUCCAGAGCGCUCUUGCAUCCUUGGCUAAGCAAAAGAUACAACUGGGACCUCGCCACAACUGGAUAUAUACUAUCAGUCGAGUCACUCCUUGGGAUCUCGAUCCUUCUGGUCCUUCAAUUCAUCAGUUCUCGUUCUUCGUCCAUGACUUUUCGGCAAAAGCGAGGACACGAGCUUCGAGUGGCAAAGAUGAGUCUGAUCUGCGCGAUUCUUGGCUCUGUUCUCUUGGGCUUUUCUGAGUCAUGA
Molecule: messenger RNA, 1110 nt
Organism: Mollisia scopiformis
Lineage: Eukaryota; Fungi; Ascomycota; Leotiomycetes; Helotiales; Mollisiaceae
Exons: 3
Coding region: 1-1110 (369 amino acids)
Biological process (GO): transmembrane transport
Cellular component (GO): membrane
Molecular function (GO): transmembrane transporter activity
Source: RefSeq, a predicted model, not a curated record